This is a messenger RNA of Brachypodium distachyon (stiff brome), 2992 nucleotides long. RefSeq lists its product as uncharacterized. The record is from RefSeq and is a predicted model, not a curated record. Gene Ontology annotation, biological process: chloroplast organization; regulation of DNA-templated transcription. Lineage: Eukaryota; Viridiplantae; Streptophyta; Magnoliopsida; Poales; Poaceae. Bases 68 to 2803 code for a protein of 911 amino acids. Gene Ontology annotation, cellular component: chloroplast. The transcript has 4 exons. Gene Ontology annotation, molecular function: double-stranded DNA binding.
UCCCGUGAGAUUAAAAAAAAACCCUCCAGUCCCCCACUCCCGUCGUCCCAGUCUCGUUUUUUCCCCAAUGCUGUCCGCCGUCCGCCGCCGCCUCCUCUCCCUCCAUAUCCGCUACCUCACCGCGACCUUCUCCACCACCACCUCCCACGCUGCCGGCCCCACAGUGUCCUACCUGACAUCCACCUGCGGUCUCUCCCCGGCCGCCGCCGCCCGCGCCGCGGGCUCCAUCCGCCUUGCCUCCCCGGGACAGGCCGACGCCGUCCUCGACCUCCUCCGCCGGUACGGCUUCUCCGACGCCGACAUAUCCACCACCGUCGGCGCGUUACCCAUCAUCCUCGUCUCCGACCCCGCCAAGACGCUCCAGCCUAAGCUCGACUUCCUUGCCUCCGUCGGCAUCACCACGCCGCUCCUACCCAAGCUAAUCUCGAUCAGCCCCAACCUCCUCCACCGCAGCAUACAGGGCCACCUCGCCCCGCUCUUCGAGUCCCUCCGCGAGGUUCUCGGCUCCGAUGCCCGCGUCGUCGCUGCGCUUCGCCAGAUGCCGUUCGUUCUACGUUGCAACCCAAGGACGACCCUCAGCCUCGCGCUCCCGGCGCUUCGAGAUGUCCACGGUAUGUCCCCGGAGGACGUCUCCAAGCUAGCCGCCCUCGAGCCGGGCAUCAUCCUGCAGGGCCCAGAGCGCAUGGAUGAGAUUGUCCGGGCCGUGAAGAACGCCGGCGUCGAGCCGGGCCAGCCCAUGUUCGUUUACAUAUUUGCCAUCGUUUCCAAGAUGAAGAUCCCAACAUUGGAGAGGAAGAUUGCACUCUACCAGAGCCUCGGUUUCGAAAAAAACCAUGUCACCUCAAUCCUGCGCCGACACCCGGGCGCCAUUGGGAUGUCGGAGGAGAAGAUAAAGAAAAACGUUGGGUUCUUGAUCGGCAAGGCGGGGCUGAGCCUAGAAGAUAUUGUGGCCUAUCCCUACAUGCUCGUAAGGAACUUCGAGAGCCUUUCCAGGAGGUGCGCGGUCCUGGCCUUGCUGAGGAGGGAAGGGAAACCAGAGGGGUAUCAUCGGGUGCCUUCUGUGCUCGUGGCCACCAUGAAACGGUUCUUGGAGGUGUACGUCCGGCGGCAUCAGAACGAGGUCCCUGAUGUCGUCCUGGCAAUCGACAGCAAGAUCCUGUUCGAGGGUUUCAAUUUGUUGGAGGAACCACAUCUGCUGGGGAAGAAGAGCAUCCAUGAAAAGCACAGGGUUCUUGGGAUUGGCAGGUCUGCCUUUAGCAGAUUUGACAUGAAAUAUUCCUCUAAGGAGCUACAAACUACUGACCGUGCAGAUGGCAUGUACAACUUGAAUACUGGGUGCAUCACUACAGAACUCAGGAAUGCCCUCUCUAUUUCCUGCUACGCAUUUCUUCUGAGCAAGAGCAAGCACAUGGCAUACUCAAUCACUGCUGUUAUCACAAGCCCGUGUGAUCCUGCCAUCACUUGUGUGCCCAAACUCAUCCAGGAACGACCAUCCUUGUUUGCCGGGGACAAUUGUGCUGAGCGCAUUUUCAAACAAGCGGCCGUAGACACCAAUGGAGACAGAUGUGGUACUCCAAUGCUGUCCGCCGGUUACACCAAACCCCUCGACCGCAGUGCACGGUCUUUCCCCCGUCCCGAGUCUCGUUCCCCAAUGCUGUCCGCCGUCCGCCGCCGCAUCCGCCACCUCACCGCAGCCUUCUCCACCUCCCGCGCUGCCGACGCCACGGUGUCCUACCUGAUAUCCGCAUGCUAUCUCUCCCCGGCCGCCGCCGCCCGCGCCGCGGACACCAUCCACCUUGCCUCCCCGGGCUUCACCACGCAGGGCAACGCGGUCCUCGACCUCCUCCGCCGGUACGGCUUCUCCGAAGCCCACAUAUCCGCCACCGUCCGCAAGUUCCCCAAAAUCCUCGUCUCCGACGCCGCCAAGACGCUCCAGCCCAAGCUUGAUUUCCUCGCCUCCGUCGGCAUCACCGCGCCGCUCCUACCCAAGCUCAUCUCCCUCAACCCCGCCCUACUCCACCGCAGCAUCCAGGGCCACCUCGCCCCGCUCUUCGAGUCCCUCCGCGAGGUCCUCGGCUCCGAUGCCCGCGUCCUCACCGCGAUUCGCCAGAUGCCCUUCGUUCUCCGCUGCGCCCCCAAGACCACCCUCAGCCUCGCGCUCCCCGCGCUCCGCGAUGUCCACGGUUUGUCCCCGGAGGACGUCUCCAAGCUAGUCGCCUUCCAUCCUGGCGUCAUCCUGCUCGUCCCUGAACGCGUGGACGAGAUCGUCCGGGCCGUAAAGAGUACCACUGGCGUCCAGCCGGGUCACCCCAAGUUCGUCUGCAUCUUUGCCAUCCUUUCCAAGAUGAAGACACCAAUAAUUGAGAGCAAGAUUGCACUCUACCAGAGCCUCGGUUUUGAAAAGGACAUAGUCACCGCUAUGCUGCGACGGUACCCAUUGUCGCUAGCAAUCUCCAAAGAGAAGAUAAUUGAAAACGUUGAGUUCUUGGUCAUCAAGGCAGGGCUGAGCCUGGAAGAUAUCGUGUCCUACCCAUCUUUGCUCACUCAUAGCAUCGAGACCCAUUCUAAGAAGUGUGCGGUGCUCACCUUGUUGAGGAGGGAAGGGGAGCCAGAGGGGCAUCAUCGGGUGGCCGUGGUGCUCAAGGCUACCGCGAAACGGUUCUUGGAGGUGUACGUUAGGAGGCACCAGGACAAGAUCCCUGAUGUCGCCUUGGCUAUGGACGGCAAGAUCCCGUUCAAGGGCUUCAAUGUGUUGAAGAAACCGGAAGAAGAACCUCUGAUGUCAUCAGCCUCUGUUCGUUAGGAUUUGUGAAGAUUGUCUUGCUCUUGCAACAAGAUUGCCAACAAAUAUGGUCAUGCCAGGUCAGUUUACUGAACUAUGAUUAAGAAUUUUGUGGAGCUGUUUUUUGUUACGAAUGUAUUGUAGAACCCCAUCAAAUUGUAUUAGCAGCAAACUUGUCUUAUGUUGACCGAUGACCAUUCAAAGUUGCGA